AGAGAAUCAGACACGCUAGUGGACACCUUCACUAAAGGUUCAAUAGCUCUGGGCGACACAGACACAAACCUUCAGAUGCCAUGGCAACAUUCAGAAGAUUCCUGAUGUCCAUCCUGUUUGUUGGAUCUAUGCUUUUUAUUUUCCUAUCACCAUACAUGUCUCAAGAAAAGAGAGCCGAGAGCGUCCAUCGGCGACAGGAACAAAGGAAGCAGCAGUUAAAAGAAGUGUGUCGCGCAGACAAAGAGACAUUUUCUGAAAUGAAUCGCAGUUUAGAAGACAUGAGUCGCUUGGAAUUUCAGAAUCUCAUUGUGGAUGACAAACAUGGCAUCAUCUACUGUUACAUCCCUAAGGUGGCCUGUAGCAACUGGAAGAGGGUCAUGUUUGUCCUUAACCACAGUGAGCCGUAUCCUGACCCUGCAUCCAUCGAUAGGGAGUUCGUCCACACCCCCAACUUGUUCCCCCUCCUGAGCCGCUUUCAAAAAACAGAGAUCAAGGUGAAGCUUAAGCAUUACACCAAGUUCCUGUUUGUCCGUGACCCAUUCCUCCGUCUCAUCUCUGCCUACCGGGACAAGUUCCAACACAACAAAGAAAAUGAGUACUUCUAUCAGUAUGCAAAGUUUAUAAUGAGGGUUUAUGGCAACCAGGCUAAUCUGCCCAAGACAGUGGGCGAGGCGUUUGCAUCAGGCGUGGAGCCCUCAUUUUACAGCUUCAUUUGGUACCUACUGGACCCAAAAACAGAAAGGAAUGAGCCCUUUGAGCCCCACUGGAGGCAGAUGCAUCGUCUGUGCCACCCCUGCCUCAUACAAACCAUAAAUCAGCUUUAGACAAAAACAUCAUCAACAGGAAUUUAUCUUUUUAC
This is a messenger RNA of Cololabis saira (Pacific saury), 859 nucleotides long. RefSeq names its product carbohydrate sulfotransferase 12-like. NCBI's taxonomy places the organism in Eukaryota, Metazoa, Chordata, Actinopteri, Beloniformes, Belonidae. Bases 81 to 824 code for a protein of 247 amino acids. The record is from RefSeq and is a predicted model, not a curated record. Gene Ontology annotation, biological process: proteoglycan biosynthetic process; carbohydrate biosynthetic process. The transcript has 6 exons. Gene Ontology annotation, molecular function: sulfotransferase activity. Gene Ontology annotation, cellular component: membrane.